AUGCUGAGGGCUCUUGACUGUGGCGGAUUCCUCGUGGCGCCCCAGUGGGUAAUGACGGCUGCGCACUGCGAUGGGUAAGUCUCACUAAUCCCUCCUUGAUUUUUAGCAGGGAUGGUCAUAGAAUCAUAGAAUUGUAUCGUUGGAAGGGACUGCAAGGGUCAUUUGGUCAGCUAAAGCACCCAAGACAGAUGACCACCUAACCAUCAAGGUGCACAGCUGGUUGUAUGGAGGGAGCCUGGUCUUUUGCACGGGGGCCAGGAGGGGAUUGAGUCCUGGCAUCUCUGACACUAACUGAUGCUCUCUUUCCAGCAACUAUAGCGUCACCUUGGGGGCACAUAACAUCUCCAAUAAAGAACCCUCUCAGCAAGUGUUCAGCAUUGAGGCUAGCUACUCACACCCAGAAUAUAAAAGCCAUAACGAAUAUAACGAACUCAUCUCAUACAACGAUAUCCGUCUGCUCAAGGUAGCUUGCUCCAAGCAAUCUCUCCUUCUAUCUUUCCCCCGAGGUCAGUGAUCUUGAAGGCAGAAGGAGCCAAGGCUCUCCUAACCGUCCCAAUGUGUGCAGCAAAAUGAACUAGAUUUUGUGCAGUUUACCCUGGCAUUGGAUGACCAAAAGUCUCUUCCGUAGCAGCCCAGAAAUCAUUAAAUUCGGAGUAGGCAGUUGCUUGUAGGAGUUUUUAUCUAAUUCUGGGAAUGUUUUUUCUAAAAGCGAUUUCAGUUGUAUUCUUUUGGUAUUGAAAUGUUUGCCAGAAAGCAGAUUUGGGAAUGCAGUGGAGAAGCCCCAUCGCAUUCUCAAGACUCUUGCUGGUACAACCAUCCAGUUAAACGUGCGCCAUUAAUAUUAUCCAUACCGUAAUAUUAUCAUUCUGUAUUAUCAAUACAGUCUGCUCCUUUUUUGCCCAAAGUUCCCCAUUUCAGAGGCACCAGACUCCCCCAAGGGCUUCCUCAAGCAACACUAAACCAAUGAGCUCUCGCCCAUCUCUCCUUUCCGCAGCUGAAUUCCAAGGCUACUCUGAAUGAAUAUGUCCAGAUCCUGCGCUUGCCCAAAUUCGACCGUGACCUCUCCCAUGGGACCCCCUGCAGCGUGGCAGGAUGGGGCCAGGUUUACAAAGACUGGUCACCCAAAACACUCUAUGAGACCAAUGUUGCCAUCUAUGACCGUAGGCAGUGCAUCAAGUUGUAUACUGAUCUCGAUGAUGGGCAGGUCUGUGCCGGGAGAAAGAACAAGCCUGAGACUGUUUUUCAGGUGAGAGCCAGCAGAAGCAGCAAGUCACAGGAUCAGAGGUGGGGGAGCUGCACACCUUCCCCAGUUAUGGAUCCCUCUCUUCUGAGGGAUCCUUCUCCUCUCCAGCCGAAGACACAUGGGCAGAUGCCCAUCUACUUAUACCUGGUCUCAGGGACGUAGGAAGAGGGUGCGGGGUGUGUGGUCUGCCCCAGGUGUCAUCCCUGAGGGGUGACAAAAUGGCACACCACGGGGGGGCUGGCCUGAAGCACGCCUGAGCUACACUUUUCUCCUGGGAGUGACCCAGUGGCUCGGAGCCCCGCGGUGCCCAAAACGGCAGCAUGGGGCUUGCGUCCGCCAGACAGACUCCGUGAGCAGCUCUCUGCAGGACCCCCUGGGUGGCUCACCCAGCCCCCCCAUGCUUGGAUCGCCGUGGGGCCCUUGUGGGCAUCUUGUCCCACCCUCACUGCUCUGGGUGCUGGAACAGCUAGCUAUGCCCCUGCCUGGCCUGACCAACCCAGUGGCUUCAAAGAAUGUCUGCCAAUUCCCGGGGUGGAUGUCGAAUGAUGCCCUUCACUUCUGUGCUUCACAGGCGCUCCAAGGGUCCCCAAAAGCGAAGCUGGAGUUAUUUAGGCUUGCAUCCUGCUAAGGGCUCCUGCACAACUCCUCUUGCCCCGCUGCUUUUCCAGGAGAAAACCGCUCUUUGGAGCUGAAUCGGAGCAAACAAGAAAGGAGUUUUCUGCAGAUUGCUGUUUGUUCCAAUUUAGAGCUAAAGAGCUGAUUUUCCCGGGGAAAGGAGUGGGGCAAGGGGGAAACUGCUCGGACGGGACAAUCGAGCCCUAAGUCCUACUGAGAGCUGACCCACUGAAAUCAACACUCAGUGUGUUUCAUAAUAUUAUGAGAUGCCACCUUUGGUCUGGUUCACAUUUUGAACACAAGCAGAACUGAUUGCUUUCUGAACUAAUAGCGGAACUGAAAUUCGGUUAUCUUUGAUCAUCUAGUUAUCUUUGAUCAAUAGCUCUCCACUCAAAUAAUAUAUACAUAAAGGAGUGCACUAGCAGAAAGAGCACAUAGAAAUGCAUAUAUUCGUAAAACUAAUGUACAAAAAUGCAAUUGAUUAGAAAGACAUUGCCCUCCAAAAUGUGUAUACAGUGGUACCUCGGGUUACAGACACUUCAGGUUACACGAUUUCGGGUUGUGCACCGCGCCAAACCCAGAAGUACCGGAACGGGUUUCUUCCAGGUUUCGGCGCAUGUGCAGAAGCGCUAAAUUGCACUUUGCGCAUGCGCAGAACCACUGAAUCGUGACCCGCGCGGGUGGGGCGGGUUGCGGAAGUUCCUCCCGCACAGAUCACGUUCACAACCCGAGGUUCCACUGUAUUAGGGGGAAUGUCCACCAAGGUCUCCUCUCAGAAUUGACUGAUCCAACCAACAGGAACCCUGCAGCUUGCCCUGGUUCAAGGUCCAGAGUUUGCCACGAGGUGGAUCCAAAUCUUCCCCCAGCUGCCAUCUUUGUUCUCUCUCUCCACAGGGCGAUUCGGGUGGCCCCUUGGUGUGUGAUGGCGUGGCACAAGGAAUCACCUCGUAUGGCUGUCCCUGCCCGCCAGCAGUUUACACUCGCAUUGCCCAUUACCUUCCAUGGAUCAAGGAAACCAUGAAACGGUGAACAGAAGAAGCAACCGCGGUGACAUUGUGCCUUCUUUCCCACCCCUAAUGCUUUUGCUUGCUGAAUAACCUGCUUGGCUUGCAUUCUGCAACAAAACACACACACACAGAGAGAGAGAGAGAGAGAGAGAGAGAGAGAGAGAGAGAGAGACCCCUCAAUGGCUGCGACAAAGGAAGAUCUAUCAGAUGUUUCAUACAGGAUGGUGUUUGGGCAUGCGCCUUCACUGCCUUCCAUCCCCUUGUAGGAAACCCUUCCAGGGACCUCCAUCUCCCUCAAGCCACUCCUCCCUUCUCCCUUGCUUCUCCCAAUGCAGGGAUGGAGGAACCUGUGGCCCCCAGAUGCUGGAGUCCAGCAACAUCUGGAGAGCCAAAGACGGUCCAAAUGUCUGGAUAGCAUCAUGUUCCUUUAGAUCAGGAGGGAAGGACCUGUGACUCGCUCAAUGUUGCUGGACUCCAACUCCCAUCAGUACUGGCCAGUUUAGCCAAAUGUGAGGGCUGAUGGGAGUUGAAGUCCAGCAACAUCUGGAUGGCCAAAAUGUCAGCCACCUCUGCUUUAGAGGACUCCUCUUGCUCUUCCUUCCAGAGCUCGGCAGACCUGCCAUUGGAACCUGCAUUCUGGGUCAAGGUCAGGUCAAGCCCCUUUAGACUGAGGGAUGUGGGACGUCGUCCUCUUCGCCAGCACGGAAGGACUCUAUCUCAUUUCUAAAUGGUUUCCUCUGUGCAUUUCAUCAGCCCCCCAAAGACCAUUUUAAUCUCUAGAAUUCCUGGAUGCUGUUCUGAAAGACCUUGGCACCCACAACAUCUUUGUUGUUGUUGUUGUUGUUUAGUCGUUUAGUCGUGUCCGCCUCUUCGUGGACCAGAGCAUGCCAGGCCCUCCUGUCUUCCACUGCCUCCCGCAGUUUGGUCAAACUCAUGCUGGUAGCUUUGAGAACACUGUCCCACCAUCUCGUCCUCUGUCGUCCCCUUCUCCUUGUGCCCUCCAUCUUUCCCAACAUCAGGGUCUUUUCCAGGGAGUCUUCUCUUCUGAUGAGCUGGCCAAAGUAUUGGAGCCUCAGCUUCAGGAUCUGUCCUUCCAGUCAGCACUCAGGGCUGAUUUCCCUCAGAAUGGAGAGGUUUGAUCUUCUUGCAGUCCAUGGGACUCUCAAGAGUCUCCUCCAGCACCAGAAUUCAAAAGCAUCAAUUCUUUGGCGAUCAGCCUUCUUUAUGGUCCAGCUCUCACUUCCAUACAUCACUACUGGGAAAACCAUAGCUUUCACUAUACGGACCUUACAAUUAACCUUUUCACAAAACAAACUCCCCUAGGCUGUGGGUUGUCGCAAUGUGUUGUAGGGAUGGAGGAGACAUUUAAUAUUCAACCUGGAUUGAAAGUUAAACCUCCCUCACUCACACUUUUUGAAACAAGGUUCACACCAAAAACAGCCAUCCUCCAAAAUUCACAUUUCUCCAGAUUUUGCAGUUUAGGGCUCCAGCCAAGUCAUGUUUAUGGGAAUGCACAUAAUGAGGGUAACGUGUGUCCUUUGAUGCAAGAAAUAGUUUAAAAAAAGCAUGCCAAAAAUGCAUUAUCUUACGGCAAACUGCUUUGCAAAAAAUGUGAAUUUGUGGCACAAUUGCAUACAAAAGUGUGUAUCGAAAGAAAUUCACAUUAAAAUGCUGUUGAAUUUUCAUGAGUUUUCCGUCUGUUCUUUAAAAAAAAAAAACAACCCUGCAAACUUAUACAGAUAUUUGGAUAACUGAACUUAUGAUGGGAAAAAGAAGAAGCUGGGAGGCAUAACAGUGGACAAUUUGUCUAUCCAUGUCUAUGCCGUAGGCAUGGGUGAUUUCAACUACCUUGACAUAGACAGGCUGCCCUUGUGUCCCUGCCAUAACCAAGAGGUAAAAAUGUCUAGUUGCCCCAAAGAACUGUGUCCUAGAACACCUGGUGGCCUCAGGGGGGCUCAGGCGGGGCUUCCUCUUAAGUGGCCCCCUUGACGCGGCGCAAGACGUCAGUAUCGUUGAACCAGUUGGGAGCAGGGACCACAGUGCUAUUAAAUUAAAGACAUGCCUACAGGGCCAAUUGGGACGCAGGUGGCACUGUGGGUUAAACCACAGAGCCUAGGACUUGCCGAUCAGAAGGUCGGCGGUUCGAAUCCCCACGACGGGGUGAGCUCCCAUUGCUCAGUCCCUACUCCUGCCAACCUAGAAGUUCGAAAGCAUGUCAAAGUGCAAGUACAUAAAUAGGUACCACUCCAGCGGGAAGGUAAACGGCGUUCCCAUGUGCUGCUCUGGUUUCACCAGCAGCGGCUUAGUCCUGCUGUCCACAUGACCCGGAAGCUGUACGCCGGCUCCCUUAGCCAGUAAAGCGAGAUGAGCGCCGCGACCCCAGAGUCGGUCACGACUGGACCUAAUGGUCAGGGGUCCCUUUACCUUUACUACAGGGCGAUUGCCAAUGUCAGAAGGUAGUGUGGUUGCUCGAGAGUAAACAGGCAAGACUCCGGCCUGUCUUUUCCAGGCUUUAUUCUUGGUGCAACAGUGAAGAGCGUCCUAAGUUCAUGUCUGGCUCAAGCGCUAGCAGAAUCUGGGAGUGCUCGGCCUUUGUACCUCCCCCAGCAUAAAAGUCAUGUGACCCCCAGCCUUUUCCGCCCCUCCCUGCGCCGAAGCCUACUGCGCAGAAUGGGUGCUGGCAAGGGCGCACUUCCCGCCUCUCCGGUGUGCUCAGGCAAACAACAACAACACAUUUGUGUGGAUACAUUAGCAGUUUAUUGUGAAUUAAUCUUGAGAUACAGAGUUGCAUGCAAGUUUGCCAAACUGGCGCAUCUUUUGCAAAGCGAUUCCCCCAAAAUAAGGCAUUUGGGGCAGGCUCCUUUCGCUGCUACGCACACUGACAGACACACCUCAUUCCAGUAUCUGCAUUUUUGUGCACUAAACUUUCCUGGAGAGCCAAACUGCAAAAUUCAGAGGAGGGCGAAUUUGAAAGGAUAGGUGUGUUUCGGAUCUUAUUCCAGAAAGUAUGAAUGAGGAAGGUUCAGUCUUACCUUUGAGCUGAAUUUAAUUUCCCCUCUGUCCCACAACAUCACCACAACCAUUAGCCUGGAGGAGUUUGGCAUGUGAAAUGGUAAACUGGUAACUUUCAACUUUUGGUGCCAAGGUCUUUUGUAUGAUUGCCUAGGAAUCCUAGAGCUCAGACCAGUGAUUUGGACAUCGAGGAAAUGCACAGAGCAAGUCCCCUAGGGCUGAAAUGAAAUAUCUCAUCUGGAACAGGGUGAGAAAUUCCCACAGUCCUGGCCACUAACUGAUGCUCUGUUUCCAGCAAUUUUAAUGUCACCUUGGGGGCACAUAACAUCUCCGUUAAAGAACCCUCUCAGCAAGUGUUCAGCGUUGAGACUAACUACCCACACCCUGAAUAUGACAAGAACACCAUCUCAAACGAUAUCUGUCUGCUCAAGGUAACUGGUACAACAAUCUAGUUGAACGUGGGCCAUUAAUAUUAUCCAUACUGUAAUAUUAUCAUUUGGGACGCGGGUGGCGCUGUGGUCUAAACCACAGAGCCUAGGGCUUGCCAAUCAGAAUGGUCUAGAUUGUGUGCAGUUUACCCUGCGACAGGGUGAGUUGACUCAAAGUCCCUGCUCCUGCCAGCCUAGCAGUUCAUAAAGCACGUCAAAGUGCAAGUAGAUAGAUAGGAGUACUCCUCUAGUCUGGGAAUGUUGUUCUAAACAGCGAUUUCAGUCGUGCUGCUCUGGUAUUGCCAGAAUGGCUUCGCCAUGCUAGCCACAUGACCCAGAAUGCAGUGCGACGGCCCCUCAGCCAUUCUCAAGACUCGUGAUGAGCACCACAACUCCAGAGUUGGCCACGACUGGACCUAAUGGUCAGCGGUCCCUUUACCUUUUAUUAUCAACACAGUCUGCUGGGUUUUUUUGCCCAAAGUUCCCCAUUUUAGAGGCACCAGACUCCCCGAAGGGUUUCCUCAAGCAACACUAAACCAAUGAGCUCUCUCCCAUCUCUCUUUUCCGCAGCUGAAUUCCAAGGCUACUCUGAAUGAAUAUGUCCAGAUCCUGCGCUUGCCCAAAUUCGACCGUGACCUCUCCCAUGGGACCUCCUGCAGCGUGGCAGGAUGGGGCCGGGUUUACAAAGACUGGUCACCAGACACUCUCUACGAGACCAAUGUUGCCAUCUACGACCGUGGGUUGUGCAGUCGGCGGUAUUCACAUCUCAAUUGUGGGAAGAUCUGCGCCGGGAGACCCGACGAGCCUGAGGAUUCUUUCACGGUGAGAGCCAGCAGAAGCAGCAAGUGACAGGAUCGGGCGGGGGUUAUGGAUCCCACCCUUCUGAGGGAUCGUUCACUUCUCCAGGAAAAUGGACAUGGGCUUGUAUUCUGCUAAGGGCUCCUUCCCACUUUCGCUUGUCCCUCUGCUUUCCCGGGGGGGGGGUCACUCCUUAGCGCUCAAUUGGAGCAAUCGGCCAUCAAGCUUUGCAUGGAUUGCCGUUUGUUCCGAUUUAGAACUUAAAUAGUCAGUUUUCCUGGGAAAGGAAGGAGCGGACGAGCCCCAAGUCGUACUGAGAGUAGAUCGACUAGUAACCUGGCAGUUUGCCCUGGUUCAAGAAGAAGAAGAAGAAGAGUUUGGAUUUGAUAUCCCGCUUUAUCACUCCCCUUAAGGAGUCUCAAAGCGGCUAACAUUCUCCUUUCCCUUCCUCCUCCACAACAAACCCUCUGGGGCUGAGAGACUUCAGAGAAGUGUGACCAGCCCAAGGUCGCCCAGCAGCUGCAUGUGGAGGAGCGAGGAAUCGAACCCGGUUCACCAGAUUACGAGUCCACCGCUCUUAACCACUACACCACGCUGGCUCACGCUGGUUCAAGCGUGAGAGUUGACCACAAUGUGGAUCCAAAUCUUCCCCCAGUUGCCAUCUUUGUCCUCUCUUUCCUCUCCACAGGGAGAUUCGGGUGGCCCCUUAGUGUGUGAUGGCGUGGCACAAGGAAUCGUCUCGUAUGGUUACCCCUGCCCUCCUGGAGUUUACACUCGAGUCUCCGAGUACCUUGAUUGGAUCAAGGAAACCAUGAGGUCCUGA
Podarcis lilfordi (Lilford's wall lizard) is the source of this 7926-nucleotide messenger RNA. Lineage: Eukaryota; Metazoa; Chordata; Lepidosauria; Squamata; Lacertidae. The record is from the annotation of a GenBank genome assembly.